Molecule: messenger RNA, 1961 nt
Organism: Parasteatoda tepidariorum (common house spider)
Lineage: Eukaryota; Metazoa; Arthropoda; Arachnida; Araneae; Theridiidae
Source: RefSeq, a predicted model, not a curated record
UAAUAGAAGAAUAAAAAGUUCUUUAUCUACGAAGCUAUAGGUGGAUAAAGUAUGCCAUCAAAAUUUCGAUUGGAAAACUCUUACUUGCUCUUAACUCUGAUGAAAACAAAGCGGAGUCGUACGUGAUAGCUGUCACUUGUAAAUAUUCACUCUUCAGAGCUUGAGCCAUUUUAUAGCGUCUUAUCUCUUGCUAAAGAACAUACUGAGGACCAAACACGACAUGUAGAACAUAAGAUUACAACCAUUCUUUCGGAUUAUAUUCGUCCAUAUGCUUUUUAUCCGAAGUGCCAACAAUGUGACCAGACUCUUCAGCUAUCAUUGUAUAUGUAACCAUGAAGCUACCUGUGGUUGAGAUUCUUGAAUUCACUCUUCUUUUGAUCUUUUCUUUAUGCCGCCACUUUACUACUGCUGCACUAAUAACUGCUCCGAAUUCAUAUGUCUGGAAGAGUAGCUCUUGGAGCUCUUGCAAGACGAUCGGAAAUUGUGGGUUCGGUAAAAGAGUCCGUCAUGCCAUCUGCCAUGAUCCCACUGGUUCCUUAGAAGUAGAUAAUUCAAAUUGUAUUGAGUCCAAAAAACCUUCUUCGACUGAAGACUGUUUUAAAGUUUGUGAAAAACAUAAAGAAUUCCUUAAGUGGAGAAUCGGCAAAUGGUCAUCUUGUAAUCCUAAAACAAUUCAUUCCUCAUCUGUUCCAUGCACUGGUGUCUCGCUGCCUGGUUUGGCGGAGCGAAAAAUCAGCUGCAUAUUCACCACGACCCAAAAUGAAGUGGACAUUUCAGCGUGUGAACAUUUCUGGGAUGUACCAGAAUCCAAGAUGUCCUGUUCCUUAGACUGCCCACAAGACUGCGUUGUCAGAAAGAAAAAUGUCACGUGUAUUCUUGAUGGAUGUGAGAAGCAACAUGGAUGGUCAAGAGAGGUGACAGAGCUGGUUGUAUCGCCAAGUGAUGAGAAAUCGUCUUGUCCAAAAUUAUCCUCUGAGACAAUAUGUCGUCGGGAAAUGUUAACAAAAAUAUGCAAAAGCACGCAGACUUUAAAAAAGAGUUUUCUACUUAAGAUAGGAGACUGGAGUAAGUGUCGAGCUACCGACAGAGAUUAUGCAAAUGGUUUUCAUCCGGGACUUGAUAUUCGACUUUCAAUGCAGCCAAUCAUUGGAUUCACCAGACGUAAUAUUACGUGCAUCACGGAAGAAGGUGUCACCACUGAUUUGAGGUUUUUAGCAUUUUUUGCAGCAACAGGGAUUGCCCUAUUUAUAGGAGACUGGAGUAAGUGUCGAGCUACCGACAGAGAUUAUGCAAAUGGUUUUCAUCCGGGACUUGAUAUUCGACUUUCAAUGCAGCCAAUCAUUGGAUUCACCAGACGUAAUAUUACGUGCAUCACGGAAGAAGGUGUCACCACUGAUUUGAGCCUAUGUAACGUCCAAGAACUUCCAGUGUCUACAAAAAAAUGCGUUGUACCUAUUGACUGCGAAGUAUCUCCUUGGAGUGAAUGGAGAGUUCGAAAAGAAGGGUGUAUUAGUUCCGAUGGAAGAAUCCAUCCAGAGACUCGUACCCGGUACCGUCGAUUACUUCAGAUGCCAGUAGGAGUGGGAGCCCGUCCUUGUCCUCCCCUUUAUGAAGAAAGAAAUGUUUCAAAUGAUCUUCCAUCUUGUUACAAAUAUCAGUGGUUUCCGUUGGAAUGGAGUAAUUGCGAAUUACGGAUUCAUGGUCAACAUUUGAAAGUUUAUAUUGUCAAGCCAUCUUGCGGAAGUGGUCUCCAAUAUCGAAACGUCACCUGCCUCCGUGCUAACGAUAUGUCACCUGCUGAUGAUUCCUAUUGUAAAGAAGCCAUGCCAGCUACAAUACAAAGAUGCAAAGUGCCCUGUAAGCGUGACUGUCAAGUUUCUCACUGGUCUCGCUGGGGCCCCUGCGUAAUCACUAAAAAAAAUAAGGAGAGACCCCCAGAUGAAAUAAAAGGUACGAAAUAA